Messenger RNA from Populus nigra (black poplar), 2724 nucleotides. RefSeq names its product mechanosensitive ion channel protein 6-like. The transcript is spliced from 5 exons. Gene Ontology annotation, biological process: monoatomic anion transport; transmembrane transport. The record is from RefSeq and is a predicted model, not a curated record. Bases 27 to 2390 code for a protein of 787 amino acids. Gene Ontology annotation, molecular function: mechanosensitive monoatomic ion channel activity. Gene Ontology annotation, cellular component: plasma membrane. NCBI's taxonomy places the organism in Eukaryota, Viridiplantae, Streptophyta, Magnoliopsida, Malpighiales, Salicaceae.
UUGAAGAUUUCCCCAAGGAUCCUGUAAUGGAAGGCUUGAGAAAAUCCCUCAAAUCUUAUGGUACUCAGGCUAAGCAACAACCAGAGCACCUAGAAAGAGAAAAACAAGCUCUACUCCACCAUGGCAGCGAUUGUCACAUUGCCCAGUUCUCUGGUUCGUUUGGCCAGGAUGAGGAAGUUAUUGUCAACGUCGACAAUAUUGCUGAUGUUUCUGACAAAGAAACCACUAUUGCUUCAAAAUCCUGCAGUGGAAGUCCAAGCAGGAAAGCUACAGGGUCAGCAAAUAAAUUCAAAGUGUCGUUUGAGGACGUAAUUCAUGAAGCUGUCCGGGAAAGAAGCAAGGACUCGCACCAACCAUCUUUCAGUGCUCUUGAGCAAAAUUCAUGGAGGUUAGUCGUGAACAAGGCGAAGUCCAGAUUGAUAGACCAGCCUGAGGAGCACUAUCAAAGAACUGAGAGAACGGUGAACUCUGAUGGAGCUUUGGGUGAAGAAGAUGACGAUGAAGACAUCCCAGAAGAAUAUAGGAACAUAAAACAUAACACGUUGAUAAUGCUGCAAUGGGCGAGUCUUGUUUUAAUCAUAGCAGCUUUAGUUUGUAGUCUGUCCAUUCCUGUAUUAAAGAGGCAAACAUUGUGGGAUCUUUCACUAUGGAAAUGGGAGAUAAUGGUUUUGGCACUUAUCUCUGGUCGUUUGGUGUCUGGUUGGGGAAUUAAGCUUGUUGUUAUCUUCAUCGAAAGCAAUUUUCUUUUGCGGAAACGGGUUCUGUAUUUCGUUUAUGGGUUGAGGAGGGCCGUUCAGAAUUGCCUCUGGUUGGGUUUGGUCUUGCUUAUUUGGCACUUGACUUUUGAUGACAAGGUUGAGAAGAGCGAGAGCAAGAUAUUGCUUUAUGGGACCAAGAUUCUGGUGUGUUUCUUUAUAGGAACAUUAAUAUGGCUUUUAAAAACCCUCCUUGUUAAGGUUCUUGCUUCAUCCUUCCAUGUCAAUGCGUUCUUCGAACGAAUCCAGGAGGCUCUGUACAAUCAAUAUGUAAUCGAGUCACUCUCUGGUUCUCCAUUCCCUGAAUGGCGAAGCACCAAGGAAGAGGUAGGGGCGGUCACCGGGGUUCAGCAAAUAAGAAAUUCCGGGCCUGCCAGUCCCGGUCCUGGUGAUCUCAAGGAAACUCUCCUUGCAAAGGAAGGUAGUGGAAAGCUACAAAGAUGCACCACGGUUGGGAAGAAACCUAGAUUUUCUAACUCAACGCCUAACAAGAAAGAUGAAGAGAUUCCAAUUGACAAGAUGCAAAAGCUAAACCAUAUGAAUAUAUCAGCUUGGAAUAUGACGAGGAUGAUAAAUAUCAUCCGCCAUGGUGCCUUGUCUACUUUAGAUGAGCAUAUACUUGAUUCAGACAUCAAAGAUGACUCUUUACUGCAUAUCAGAAGUGAGUGCCAAGCAAAAGAGGCAGCCAAGAAAAUAUUUCAGAAGGUGGCUAAGACAGGAAGCCACCAGAUUUACCUUGAUGACAUGACUCGCUUUAUGAAUAAAGAAGCAGCAUUGAAGGCAAUGCAGCUCAUGGGAAUAACACGCGAGGAUGAAGGAAUAAAAAAGUCAUCUCUCAAGUCCUGGCUGGUUAACGCAUUCAGAGAGCGAAGAGCACUGGCAUUAUCUCUCAAUGACACAAAAACAGCGGUCGAUGAACUUCACAAUAUGUUGAGCAUCCUCGUCAGCGUCAUUAUUCUGAUAAUCUGGCUCAUUAUACUUGGAAUUCCUAUCUCUCACUUCCUAGUCUUGAUAAGUUCCCAGCUUCUGUUGGUGGUGUUCAUCUUCGGAAAUACCUGUAAGACCGUGUUUGAAGCAAUCAUAUUCUUGUUCAUAAUGCACCCAUUUGACGUGGGUGAUCGCUGCGAGAUCGAUGGAAUCCAGUUGAGGGUUGAAGAGAUGAAUAUAUUAACGACAGUGUUUUUGAGGAGCGAUAACCAGAAGAUCGUAUAUCCCAACAGUGUUCUAGCAAGCAAGCCUAUCGGUAACUUCUAUCGCAGUCCAGAUAUGACGGAGGCAAUUGAUUUCUCUGUCCAUAUCUCCACUCCGAUGGAGAAGAUUGCUAGUCUGAAAGAAAAAAUAAAAGGGUGUGUUGAAGGAAACAGUAAUCACUGGAAUCAAAAUUCAAUGGUGGUCGUGACGGAUAUUGAGGACAUGAACAAAAUGAAGAUGUCACUUUGGGUCACGCAUAGGAUGAACCAUCAGGAUAUGGAGGAGAGAUGGGCCAGGAGAAAUCUUCUCCUGGGAGAAAUGAUCAAAGUGUUCAAAGAGCUCGAUAUUGAAUAUCGCGUGCUGCCCUUGGAUGUGAAUAUCAGAAACAUGCCGCCUUUGGUCUCAAACAGGCUGCCCUCAAACUGGACCACUUGUGCCAAUUAAUCAAUAAUUGAAGAAAGACAACAUUGGAUUGAUGAGUUCCUAAGAGGAAAGAUGGGAUUCCGACUCAAGGUUUCAAUAAAGAUUGCCCCUACUCAAGGUAUGUGAACAGCAUAAGUAGCUGACUCCAUGUAAACUGAAUGUAAUCGAUGUAGUUUGUGAAUCAUUGCUUUGUGAUUAGACUAAAUAAAUGCGCAAUCUCAUGGAGGAACACCCCUGAUGUAAUGGCGAGGUUUCCAACUAUAAGAAUGGUGUCUUUCUGCCUAGCAAAUUGCGAAAAAGGCAAUGCUAAUACCUUAUCUGAUGAUAAUAUCAAUCAAACAGUUGAAUCUGCAAA